Molecule: messenger RNA, 5697 nt
Organism: Acipenser ruthenus (sterlet)
Lineage: Eukaryota; Metazoa; Chordata; Actinopteri; Acipenseriformes; Acipenseridae
Product: ATP-sensitive inward rectifier potassium channel 12-like
Exons: 3
Coding region: 646-2151 (501 amino acids)
Biological process (GO): regulation of monoatomic ion transmembrane transport; potassium ion import across plasma membrane
Cellular component (GO): plasma membrane
Molecular function (GO): inward rectifier potassium channel activity
Source: RefSeq, a predicted model, not a curated record
UCUCUCAGCCUAGCAGGCAAAACCAGGCUGUUAUUAUCAGAGAGUGGGAGAGAGAAAGGGAGAGAAAAGGGAGAGAGACCCACUGGAUUUACCAAAUACAGAUCGCACAAAAAACGCGAAUUCACAAGAAUAAACGCGAUGGCAGGAGAGAAAGCUGGAGAGUGAAAAUAAACAGUUUUUGCGAAUGGGAUGAAAAAUAAAAACACCGAUGAAAAUUGAAGGAGGAGAGAAAGAAGGAAGGGACCCGAUAAACCUGGAAAGGAGAAGAGAAAGUGAGAGAAUCGAAGGAUAAGAAUACAAAAAAAACUGAAUUUAAAACAAAAAUCAAAUAUUAUUCUUUUGAGAUGACAGCUGCUGGUUGAGUUCCUGGAUAUUUGAACCUGGUAUUCCUGAUUUUAUUUUUCUAUCUGCUUGCUCUUUUGGAGAAAGCUGUAGGAUUACUCCUACCUGCUCGUUUGUCAUUCCCGUAGGAUUUUCCCAAAUCGGAUUCCAGCCUGGUUUCUCCGGAAGGCAAGGACUGGAGUGAGGAGCAGGUUGCCAUGCCGAUCCCUAAUCUUUGGAAAUAGACCCCGCCUCCAGCAGAGGCCACCGCCCACGUCCCCCGUGACCCUCAAGCCCCGCCCCCUCUUGGUGAUCAAGAGCCUCAUGAUCACAACAGCCAUGGGAACGGUGCGCGUGAACAGGUACAGCAUCGUGUCGACAGACGAGGACGGUCUAAAGGUGUCCACGCUGGGCCUGCAUAACGGAGGAGGAGGAGGAGGAGGCAGUCUCCACGGCAACCACUACCACCACCACCAUCACUACGGCAACCACAACAACGGCAGCGGCAGCGGCGUGGGGGGGGGCAAGGUGUCAACGAUGGGGGUGCGGGGCCGGAAGAGGAGUCGCUUCGUGAAGAAGGGCGGCCAGUGCAACGUGGUCUUCACCAACAUGCAGGACAAGCCCCGCCGCUACCUGGUGGACCUCUUCACCACCUGCGUGGACAUCCGCUGGCGCUACAUGCUGGCCAUCUUCUCCUCCGCCUUCCUGGCUUCCUGGCUGUUCUUCGGGUUCAUCUUCUGGGGCGUGGCGCUGAUCCACGGGGACCUGGUGGCGGGGGGCAGGGAAGGGGCCGGGGGGGUGGAGUGGAAGCCCUGCAUCCUCCACGUGCAGAGCUUUGUGGGAGCCUUCCUCUUCUCCAUCGAGACCCAGACCACCAUCGGCUACGGCUUCCGCUGCGUGACGGAGGAGUGCCCGGCGGCCGUGGCCACCGUCGUGGUCCAGUCCAUCGUGGGCUGCAUCAUCGACUCCUUCAUGAUCGGCACCAUCAUGGCCAAGAUGGCCCGACCCAAGAAGCGGGCCCAGACCCUGCUGUUCAGCCGCCAUGCUGUGGUGGCACUGCGGGACGGCAAGCUAUGCCUCAUGUGGCGGGUGGGAAACCUGCGCAAAAGCCACAUCGUGGAGGCCCAUGUGCGUGCCCAGCUCAUCAAGCCUUAUGUGACGGCCGAGGGGGAGUACCUGCCCCUGGACCAGGUGGACAUCAACGUGGGCUACGAUGCGGGCCUGGACCGCCUCUUCCUGGUCUCCCCGCUGGUCAUCGUCCAUGAGAUCGAUGAGCACAGCCCGUUCUAUACCAUGAGCCGGCAGGACGUGGAAGGCGGAGACUUCGAGAUCGUGGUCAUCCUGGAAGGCAUGGUGGAGGCCACGGCUAUGACCACACAAGCCCGCAGCUCCUAUGUGGCAGGGGAGAUCCUGUGGGGCCACCGCUUCGAGCCGGUGGUCUUUGAGGAGAAGGGGCGCUUCCAGGUGGACUAUGCCCGCUUCCACAAGACCUACGAAGUCCCGUCAACCCCUAUCUGCAGCGCCAAGGACCUUAGCGACAACGCCUACAAGAUGGCCGAACAGUCCUCCCCCUCCUCCUCCCCCUCCCCUCCUCCGCAGCACAGGCCCCUCCUCACCCCACCCUCCAUGCUGCCCCUCCCCGCCAGCGCCUUCUGCUACGAGAACGAGGUGGCUCUGUGCUGCAGGGAGGAAGAGGAGGGAGAGGAGGAGGAGGGGGAGAGGGAGAGGGAGCGAGUGAGGGAGUUCAGGGGGCAGGCGGAUGUCAUGAGGGUGCUAGAGGCUGGUAUUCCCCUGGACUCUGUGUCGUACAGGCGGGAGUCGGAAAUAUGACUGACCCCAGAACAGAGGAGAGGGGGAGGGGGCUGCUUCAGAGUUUGGCGCACCCCUCUUGAUGUGAAUUUUGUUUUGGGGAAUGGGUCAGUGUUUCAGGUAAAUGUUCCAGGGAGAUUAUUACAGCAUAAACAACCCUCCCCAUCUCUCCUGCCUUCCAACCUCACGACAGAUUUAAGACUUCCAUUGGAGAAUGACCAAACUUUGGCAGGUCUAUCUGGGUGUCUUAUUUGGGAAGAAAGUGUGUGUGUGUGGGGGGGGAUUACAAAGUAAGGAACUGUUUUAAACGUUUUAUUUUUUUAUUUUUGGUCGAUUUACAAGGUUCCAGAAACUGGCCAGGAUUUAAAAAAAAAAAAUGUUGGCCAUUGAACGGCAUUUUCAAAGACGUGUGACAAAUUUUAAGGAGCCUGGUGAGCUAUGGUCUUCCUGGGUGGCUCUGUGGCCAAUCUAAAGCAGCCUCUCCUUUAAGAAUCGCCCCUGAAUGUAUGCAUGGAGACAGGAGUCUGGAAGCAGUCUUACUGGGAGGGAGGGAGGGAUGGAAAGGGGGUGUCAAGACCCUCUUCUGAUAUUUCAAACUGCCCUGAAGUUGUUUUUCUUACCAAAUCCCAGACAGCGUUGCUUGAAUUCUGGAUUGUGGAUUUUUGUUAGCUGUGCUUGCUGACAGUUACCAGCAGGGAUUGAAUUCCUUGUUUUCCUCCCGGAUUUCAUUUCCCUUUGUAACUCUCUCUGCUUAAUACCGACAAUCUUUGAACCCUGCGUUCUGUUUGCAUGCGCUAAGGACUUGGUGAAAAGAAUGCUUUAUUAAGUCAUUUUGUAGGAUCUUUUUAAAAAAAUAAUCUUUUCUUGGACUUCUUUCUAUAAGUAUUAAAAUUAAAAUGAAGCACAGUGGUUUAUUGCUUAGCAUGACUUGCACAGAUAACUUUGUACUUGAUAAAAAAUAAUAAAACUGUAUAUUGCAACAGAAUAUCCCCGGGUGUCCCAUAUGACAAACUACUGGCUUGUGAAUUGUAUUGAUGUCGUUAUAAUAGUUUUAUUUUAAUAUACUAUGAUUAAACUGUAACUGCGGGGGAAUGCAGUGACUGCGGUAUGAUAUCACUGUAACAGAAUGACAGUGUGACUGCGGUUUUAGAUCACUGAAGUUGAAUUAUAUUGUACCUUCAUUCCGAGAUCACAAUGCUAUACCAGAUAGAGUACUGACGUUCUGCAGCAUUGAAGCUGUAACAGAAAUUGUAAAUGGAGCACUAUAAUCGGAGGUGUAUUUUUUACACGGUAAAAAAAUGACUUAUUUCACGGCGCAUUCCCAGUCUAAAAAUAUAUUUAAAAAAUAUAAAAAUAUAUUAUUAAUGAAGAAAAAGGAAUGCGGUGUCACAUUCCAAAACGGAUCUCUUUCCUCUCUAUUAUUCAACAAACGUUCUUAAAUACGUCCAUACCUCAACAGUCAACGGUCAGCUGCAGAACAUGCCGGGUGUUAUGUCCUGCUAUGAAAGACAAUUCUAUUUUCAACAUCAGUGAAUUAUCAAAAUGGGCAGAGAGAUCUUUAACAAAUAUUUCUGAUCAACUUUGAUGCAUCAUUUGUGGGAAGGAAGCAAACUAAACCGGCUGCCAGGUUCCUAAGUUUGCAUUUCAUUAUAUGACAGAAAAUAUUUACACCAUUCCUUUAGAAAUGGGAGUUUUCACGGGGAACUACAUAUUACACGGCAAUGGGAAAUCGUGACAUCGCUGAACUGCGGCUAUGUUGUCAUUCUUGUGCUGUUCUGUAACGAUAGACAUCUGGUACAGUUCAAAUAUCAAUAGUAGUCAUUUGGGAUAUCCUGACGAUACAGUGGCCGUUCAUUAAUUGUUUUUUUAAAAAGUCAUUUUUACAAAAAGGACUAGCAUACAAAUGUAAAAGAAAUCGCUUUUUCUUUUCUUAGAAGUUUGUCUCUCACCCCUACCUGUGUUCCCGUCUUUUCGUUUCUUCUUAAAGUUUGGUUUAUUUACUACAGCACUUUCUUGUCUGUCUUUAUUUUCUUUUCUCGUCUGUUUCUUCCUUCGUUCUUUGCUUCUCUUUGGCGUUCAAACUUUUUUUUUUUUUUUUAGUUCUGAUGUAAAAAGUGAAAAACGAAAACUUUUUUUUUUUUUUUUGUGAACUGCACACAGUUUCAACAGGCUUGGACAAAUGUCACUGGACACCGCAACCAGCUCCGAGUGUCUUUUUCAAAGAUUGACUUACACUGGCAACAAAAAAGUAUUUAGGCUAUACAUUUCAUAGCAUAGCCUUAAUUUCUCCGCCGUUGUUUAUCAAAUAUACACAAAGGUUUCCAGGUUUAAACUAUGAACUUAUAGACUUACCGAUUGCGCCAAAUUACACACGCACGCACGCACGCACGCACACACACACGCACACACACACGCACACACACACACACACACACACACACACACACACACACAAAGUACAAUCUAGAAAGAAAACUACACCUUUGAUUGAUUUUGAUAAAGAUAGCUGGUGUUUUUGUUUUGUUUUUAAAGCAGCAAUUUUCUUAAACGAUUGAAAACAGUUAUCUCUGUUUUGGUGUUAAUAAUAAUAAUAAUAAUAAUAAUAAUAAUAAUAAUAAUAAUAAUAAUAAUAAUAAUAAUAAUAAUAAUAAUAAUGAGUUUCAUUUAUUUUAUCUGUUUGUUAUUCCUUUCAAAGUUCAUAGGUUUUUAAAACCAGAUCGGAAAAAAGCGACCCGAAUGACUGAUGUUGUCCAUUGACGUCAGACCAGAGUUGUAUAACAUUAUACACACACACACACACACACACACACAGACACACAGACACACACAGUAGGCCUAUAACGUGGAUCAAUGACGCUUUGAGGCAAUUUUGCACUUUAUCUAUUCAAUACAGUAUAUAUAGCUAUGGCCAAAAGUUUACUAUCACCCUGUAGAAGGAAUUAAUUUUGCUUCAUAAAGUAAAGUGAAACCUACUGAAUAAUGUUACGUUCACAUAUUGGAUCGCAGACCGCUUUGUAGUUUUUCACAUACUUAACGAAAAACGAUCAAACAUGAAAUAUCUAACAUGAAAUACUACUGUACUACUAUUAUGACUAUCAUAUAGUUGUUUUUUUUAAAAUUAUUAUUAUUAAUAAUGUCUUAAUCCUAAAAUUCUAGGUGAGGCUAAACUUUUGGCCAGAGCUGUCUAGUAUUCACUCGGGGUCCUAUUCAUGUACUGGCGGUAUUGCUUUAUGAAUACAGACAGCCUGUUACUGAAUUUCUAAAAGCAAGACUAGCAUUGAGAGUCAAAGCUUUUCAAAGAUCUGUAUUUUUCUGGUAGUGCAGGUUUCUGUUUUGUUUUUCAACAGGCUGUAACACGGCUGAUCUAUUCAGUGGGUGCAAUUCGAUCUCAGGAGACUGGUUUUGUUGUCUGAUAGGAGAGACAUUGGGAGGAGAUUGUAAAUGUGUUCAUUCUGUCCUGUGGAUCUGUCUGUAUUUGAUUUUGUUUUUCGUUUGUUUUACGGGGACUGACCUUUGACCUUGGUGACGUCUUCCUGCUUAUUCAGAUCUAUAACGAUUUUUUUUUUU